ACUGCACUGCCGGGUGUUGGGAAUUCGGAGAGAAAUAUGAUGCUUAUUUUAGGCCUUUUUGUAUAUUUGUCCUAGCUCCUAGCCCAGUGUCAUGGAAACGGUAGGUAACCAGUAAACGUAAAACUAGGUCCUUCAUACAAUGGAUAAGUGUCUUGGCAACGUUGAUGGGGAAAAUUGUUGGAGAGAGCGCGGAGAGGUCAUCUUUAAGGAAGAUGAAGGGAUAUCUAGGUUUUUUUUCGGUUUUGUUUAAAGUACUGUCAAUUUCUGAAUACAUAGAGCUUUAAAUUUUUCGAUAGUGCAUUUCAACGCUCUUCAUAAAAUUUUAAAAGCCCACUGAAUACUACUUUGUAGCAAAUGAGAUAAUGUUAAGACCUACCCCUCUGAUGGGAGGUGGGGCGAGGACCGGAAUAUUAAGGAUCUUUAAAGGAAUCGACUUCAGCUCUGCAGAAAGAUUAGCAAUCAGUAAAGAUUUGGGGAUGAAUGGGCACCUAGAGAAGUUUAUUCUUGCUCUCUGUUAUUUCUGCUACUGGAUUUUAGAUCUUGUUAAUAUGGUAAUUCAGGUUUUGUCAGGAAUUGAUCCACACUUUUGAGUAACCUGGCUGCCACUUAAAAAGCUGUUACAUUGUUUUCCUCCUGAUCUUUAAAUGUGACUUGAUUGCUAGGAUAUCAGACACCUGUUUGGAAAUAUCUUUUAGCGUGACAGAAAACUCCAGGUGAUAUGAAAUUUAACAAAGUUAAAGGGAUUAAGUCAUUAAGUUUACAGCUUCGGAAGAGGUCGGUUUAAACUAGACGACCUUGAAGACCUUUCCCAAUCAUAUAAGCGUAUCUUUAAGUACCUGGGUUUUGUUUUUGUUUUGAGACAGGUGAGACAGGGUCUCUGUCGCCCAGGCUGGAGUGCAGUGGCACGAUCGAUCAGUGCUCCCUGCAGCCUCCACCUCCCUGGCUCAGGUGAUCCUCCUGCUUCAACCCCCUCUUCCCCCACCACCACUACAGUAGCUCGGACUACAGGUGUGCACCAUUACACCCGACUAAUUUUUUGUAUUUUUAGUAGAGACCAGAUUUUGCCACAUUGCCCAGGCUGGUCUCCAACUACUAGACCCAAGCGAUCUGCCCACCUCGGCCUCCCAAAGUGCUGGAAUUACAGGUGUGAGCCACCUCGCCCAGCCAGUACUUAAAAAAAAAAUUUUUUUAACCAUAAGUAAUGCAUUCAUUAAAAUACCUCCAAGCUGUUGCAGAAAAAAAAAAAAAAACUAGCAGGCCGGGCGCGGUGGCUCACUCCUGUAAUCCCAACACUUUGGGAGGCCAAGGCAGGCGGAUCACGAGGUCAGGAGAUCCAAACCAUCCUGGCUAACACAGUGAAACCCCGCCUCUACUAAAAAAAUACAAAAAAAUUAACCGGGCGUGGUAGCGGGCGCCUGUAGUCCCAGCUACUAGGGAGGCUGAGGCAGGAGAAUGGCGUGAACCCGGGAGGCGGAGCUUGCAGUGAGCCAAGAUGGCGCCACUGCACUCCAGCCUGGGCGACAGAGCGAGACUCUGUUUAAAAAAAAAAAAAAAAAAAUCUAGUUAUAAUAUAUAGUUGGGAAACAGUUUCUAAUGAGCAUCCACGGUAUGUGAGAGAUCAUUGAAGUUUUCUUAUGCCCAUUGACCUCACAUCUAAUUGAGGUAACAAAACAUUUUUUUACUAUUAAAAGUAGAUACUAAAUCACAAUACAACUCUAGAAAAACGCUAACAAUGUAGGAGUAAAUUCUAAGAGUCACCAGGUUAUGUAUUGAGGAGGUAAAUUGAUUGCAGUUCUGUAGUAAAGGGUAUUAAGGAUGAAAACAACUUAAAAGUCGUUUCAUUGGCUUGGAGUGGAGAAAUGAAAGCUAUCUUAUAGGAAGUGGGAAGAGUGGGGAGGUAAAUUUUAGUAACUGCUAAGGAACUCUCUUAAAAUGUAUAGUGCACCCACGUGCUUUUCAGAAUGCAGCAUUUGGGCAAGUACUCACUGUUGUACUUUAAGGCAGGGCUCUCCAACCCCUGGGCCACAGAACCAGGCUGCACAGCAGGACGUGAGCUGUGGGCCAGCCAGCAAAGCUUCAUCUGUAUUUACAGCCACUCCCCUUGGCUUGCAUUACCACCUGAGCUCUGCCUCCUGUUGGCAUUUGAUUCUUAUAAGAGCGUGAACCCUGGUGUGAACUGCACAUGCGAGUGAUCUAGGUUGCACACUCCUUAUGAGAAUCUAAUGCCAGAUGAUCUGUCAUUGUCUCCCAUUACCCCCCAGAUGGGACUGUCUAGUUUUAGGAAAACAAGCUCAAAGCUUCCAUUGAGUCUACAUUAUGGUGAGUUGUAUAAUUAUUUCAUUAUAGAUUACAGUGUAGUAAUAAUAGAAAUAAAGUGCCCAAUAAAUGUAAUGCACUUGAAUCAUCCUGAAACCAUCACAUCCUCCCUCUCAGUGGAAAAAUUGUCUUCCACGAAACUGGUCCCUGAUGCCAGUCUGGUCCUGGAGUGCUGCUUUAAGGUCUUUGAAAAGAAGAACUGGCAGGACUUAAUGUUAUUUCCUUAAAACAUUGGGAUUAGAAGUUGUAGAUGACAGUUAUUUAUAUAAACACUGAAAAUGUUUUUUAAUAGAAGCAGAAUCAAGAAAGUUGGUUUUUACACAAUUUUUUAACUUCUAUACAUUUUUAUAACUAGUUCAUAGACCACUUUCAUCUGUCUCAUUUGAUCAUGGACAGUAUGAUGUGGAAAAAACACAGGAUGGUCAGAGGAUCAAAGGAAGUCACUUAGCCUCUCUGUGCCUCAGUGUCUUAAGACAGUCUUUUAAAAAGGCAUCUCUUUAUAGAUAAGGAGUUAAAAUUAAGUUAAAUGUCAGAUCCUGGCUUACAGAGCAAGUGAUUUAGUGAUUGUCAGAACUGAAGCUUCACCAUUACUUUAACUAUAUUGAGCCAGAAAUAGUUAAGAACUAAAUGGCCCAUAAAAAUAUAUGAGGGGGGUCACAUGGAAAAAAGUAGAGAUUUGGAACUUAGGGAACCAAAAUUAUGAGAGCAUAUAAGCCCUUCCACUAAUGAGAAUUUAGAAGUGCAAAUGGGUCCAGGUUGGUACAAAUGCUUUAACUCUCAUAUGCCCAGGGGAAAUAGUGGUUUUUUUAAAUAUUCUUUUAGUCUUUUACAAAUAAUUUUUAGAAAUAAUAAUGGGAGAUAGUGCAAAACAACUUUAUUAGGAAUUUUAAUGUGAAUUUAACAAUAGCAAACCGAAAUUUAUAUUCUUUGUUUUCCUGAUUUUGAUGUACAUAUAGUCAUCCUUCAGUAUGCUAAAUGUGGGGGAUUGGUUCCAGGACCCACCCACCUCUUUGGCAAAUCUUGCAUACUCAAGUUCUGCAGCCAGCCCUGUGGAACCUGAGAAUAGGAAAAAUCAGCCUUCCAUAUACUUGGGAUGGAUCUGCAUUUGGUUGAAAAAAAUCCACUUAUAAGGGACCCUUGAAGUUCAAACCUGUCUCGGAUUUGCAUCAUCAAAAUACAAUACUUGAGGAAUUUUUGAAACCUAUUGCUUACAAUUUUGUAAUUGUCAUCCUUGCUCCAUAAUUGCAAAACAUUUUUAUUUUUAGAUUAUAAACUUAAUUAGAAUGAUAAAUUCGGUGAAUAUUUUUAUUUCAUUUUCCUUCCAGUCACCUUGUGUACACAUCUGCCUUCACCCUUUGUCCAUUUGCAACCAAAUCAAGUAAAUUUUGAUGCAUAAACAUUGUAAAAGAUGAGAUAAAACACUCACACCUCCUUUUAGAAAAUGGGAUGAUCCUGGCUCUUACUGUGAAAUAUUGCAAGAUGAAGUCCUUCCUGCUGAUGGCUCUCCCAGUGAGAGUACAUUUCUUGUUUGUCUUUUUUUUCUUUUUCUUGUCAAUUCUUGGGUGGGAGAAAAGCCUUCUAAUAUUUCCUCAUCCAAAAACUCAUAGUCUGAGAUUUUUGCAGUUAAUUUUAUCAUGAUUAGUCUAGAAUACGACUGCCUUUCAUUUUGCAUUCACCUUCUUCGUCUAAUAAUGAUUAAUGCCUUCUGUCAGUUUUUUCUCUUUGCCAUUAUGAAUGGAAAAUGAAAAAUUGUGAAUUCCCAUCGGUGUUCAGUGAAAGCUAAAAGUAGACAACAGCUGGGAUCUAGCAAUUGGGAGGCAGCAGACUUGGGUAAUGAAGAGAGAAAACAAAAGUUCUUGAGACUUAUGGGUGCAGGAAAGAAAGAACAUACUGGUCGUCUUGUUAUAGGAGAUCACAAAUCAACAUCUCACUUCCGAACCGGGGAAGAAGACAAGAAAAUUAAUGAAGAACUGGAGUCUCAAUAUCAGCAAAGUAUGGACAGUAAAUUAUCAGGAAGAUAUCGGCGACAUUGUGGACUUGGCUUCAGUGAGGUAGAAGACCAUGAUGGAGAAGGUGAUGUGGCUGGAGAUGAUGAUGAUGACGAUGAUGAUUCACCUGAUCCUGAAAGUCCAGAUGAUUCUGAAAGCGAUUCAGAGUCAGAGAAAGAAGAAUCUGCUGAAGAACUCCAAGCUGCUGAGCACCCUGAUGAAGUGGAGGAUCCCAAAAACAAAAAAGAUGCAAAAAGCAAUUAUAAAAUGAUGUUUGUUAAAUCCAGUGGUUCAUAACUCCCAAACGCUUAGUCUUUGUAUUAAAAGUAAGCCUUAUUGUUACAAUGCACAGUGGAGGACUGCUUAUAGAGCACAGACCUUUGUAUUAUAAUUUUUAAAAAGGCCCUUUUAAAUAAUUACAAAGAGUGUUUGCUUUCAAAUGCCAUGGGUUACACUUUUAUGGGCAUGACUAUAACCAUUUUUGUAAAGAGUAAGAGUUGUAUAAAAUAAGAAAUAAAUACAGUACUCAACUUCCUUUCAUAUUAGCAUCAUCAACCCUCUAAUUCACCUUAUGGGGGAAAUGCUUCUUUUUGUUUGUGAUAGCUAUUUUAUCAUUUCCUUCAUAUUUUUCUCUUAUAAAAAUGUAUUUGAUACUGUGAUAUGUUCACGAAAAGUAUUCUUUAAUUAUUCUUUGUUAUAGUAGAGCUGUUCAUUAUGGAUAUUUCUGCUGCCAGUCACAAUCUAAAUUAAUUUUGGCAAAAGAUUGGGUACUUAGUUUCCUGUUACUGAGUUAGCUCUACUCUUUUGGACCAAAGCAACAUGAGAGCAAGUACUUUUCACACUUGUUAAGAUGGAGUUAUAACUGUCAUACAUUUGGAAUAUUAUGAUCCCAAGUAGUCUUUUUAUAAUUUGGAUUGUAUCGUAUGUUAGAUUUUUGAUAAAAUUUGGCCAAUUUUUACAGAAGAAAUUCUCUGAUCAUUUAGUUCUGUCUAUUUAGAAAUAUGUAAAACUGGAUUUUUUUUUAAGUAAUAUGUGACCAAAGUUAAUUUUGUCCCAAAGGUCUAAAUAAAGAGCAGUUUCCCAUAUUUGGCUGUGAUACCUUUAUCCUCAUUAUCUACAAAUGAGGAACAGGCUUACUGAUAAGAAGCUGAAACAAGAAAUUCUCUUCAUUUUAUCCCAGUGCUAUUUUAUUGAUUAAUUACUAAAAAGUAUUACUUUCUAAUUUUAUUGCUGUUUCUGUUGGUGUGAGAUUAGAAUCAUCUGACUGCUAUUAGGUGGUUGAUUUGUAUAGCUGAUUAACACAAAUUGCAUUAUGAGCUAGUAAAUGGAUCUUUGGAUAAUGGGGUCCAAAUUCUUAAUGUUUAUAAGUAACAAGUUCAAAGGCUUUAGUCACACCUGUUUGUGAGCUGAGCUAUUAUACAUCUACAUACUUAAAGGAUGUAUUUGGAGUGUUGGAUUUUUUUUUUUUUUUUUUUUUUUUGAGACGGAGUCUCAUUCUGUCGCCCAGGCUGGAGUGCAGUGGCGCGAUCUCAGCUAACUGCAACCUCUGCCUCCCAGGUUCAAGCGAUUCUCCUGCCUCAGCCUCCCAAGUAGUUGGGACUACAGUCAUGUGCCACUACUCCUGGCUAAUUUUUUGUAUUUUUAGUAGAGUUGGGGUUUCACGGUGUUAGCCAGGAUCGUCUCGAUCUCCUGACCUCGUGAUCCACCCACCUUGGCCUCCCAAAGUGCUGGGAUUACAGGCGUGAGCCACCACGCCCAGCCUUGGAGUGUUGGAAUUUUUAAAAAUUAUUCUUAUGUCACUUUGAAAUGUAGAACGUGUUGCCAUGUGCGGUGGCUCACACCUAUAAUCCCAGCACUUUGGGAGGCCGAGGUGGCUGGAUCACCUGAAGUCAGGAGUUUGAGACCAGCCUGACCAACAUGGAGAAACCCCAUCUCUACUAAAAAUACAAAAUUAGCUGGGCGUGGUGGUGCAUGCCUGUAAUCCCAGCUACUCAGGAGGCUGAGGCAGGAGAAUCACUUGAACCCAGGAAGCGGAGGUUGCAGUGAGCCAAGAUCACCCCAUUGCACUCCAGCCUGGGCAACAAGAGCAAAACUCCAUCUCAAAAAAAAAAAAAAAAAAAAUUUAGAAUGUGUUAGAGAAAUUUAACAAGUAGAACAGGUGAUUUCUGGUUGAUAGACUCUAUCUUGCAGUAUAUUUAUUUCAUGUAUCAGACCCCAAAGUUGUUGCCUUGUUAUUUUUUUAAUUUCUCACAUUUUUGAAAAAUAGAUGCUAUCCUCUAUAGUAAAAUAUUGAAUCACUUUAUAGUAGACAAUACAUAUGACAUUUAACAAAUACUUGGUUUGAAAAAGUUUGGCUUUAUUCAACAAUUUUAGUUUGCCCACUGAUUUUCAAAUGUCUGUGGGAUUGCUUAUAACUAAGUAGAAAGUGAAGACUGAUUUUUACUUAAGAAUGGGAUAGAGAUGAGUUUUAUGGUUUUUAAAAGUAUUUUCAGUUCAUUAUUUAAAUGUUGGGUUGUUGAUAUGGUCUUGUUUCUGAUAAGGAAAUAGGAGCAACUUGUUUUAAAAUAACUACACUAAAAGACUUUCUUCAUCUCCGUAUAGAGAAAUCCAGAUUUCAAUUAAUUCAUUUAUUGGGUGCUAACAAAAUUCAGGGUUAGAGUAAAUUUAGGUCUGUUGGUCCAUGUGGCCUGGUUUCCUAGCACCCAUUAAACAUAAUGCUAUCUUUUAAGCCUGAACAUGUGGGUUUUUUAAAUCAAAUUGGAAAAAAAUUAGACAACUGAUGUCAUGCUGUCUUGGUAUCCAUACUAAAAAAGUAUCAGGAAAAUAGAUUAUUUUUGUGCUGUGAAACACUAUUCAGUGGAAAGUUUAGUGGCAACUUUUCCAUAUCAUUCAUGACUUAAUACCUGAAAUGCACUUUUAAAUGUUUGCCUUAUAUCCAAGUGUUUACUUGUAUCCAUGACCUAACCGUCUAUUGAAAAGAAUGUUUGCAGAUGCAGAUUGCAAUGUUGUUUGUAUUCAUAGGCAAAAGUCCUCUUCUCUAGUAUAAUUUUUUAAAUCUGAGAGAAUUGAAGGUACAGAAAAAAAUUCUGGAGUGCCUGAACCACAGUUUGAGAGCACAAAGGUCACAUUCUUUCAGUAAAUUUGGGGGAAAUAAAUUUCAGCUACCUGGUUAGCUUCAGUGACUACUUACACACAGGGCUUUGGUUCCAUUACUUGUUUCCACCACAGCCACAUCCUAAAUACUUGGAAUAUCCGAAAACAACUUCUAAAAUCACUCAAUAAAAGUAUUCACUUCUAACCAACUCCUCCUCCUUUAUACCUGCUCUGUGUUAGGGCGUAGUCUGUUUCCACCUCUGUAAGUCCUAUCUAGGCUUCCUGAUCUAUCAAUUCAGUAUCAUGAUUGUUAACCCAAACGACUUCCUGGAAAAUUCCCAGCCCUAGAUGUAUCCAAGCCCUCCUACCCUCACCAGUUAUUUCUGGAGAAAGAUCACCAAAUGUAUAAAUCCGUAUUAGUAAAAAUUGGUUUUAACUGA
Messenger RNA from Homo sapiens (human), 7837 nucleotides. It is a transcript of the gene C11orf58, whose product is annotated as chromosome 11 open reading frame 58. NCBI's taxonomy places the organism in Eukaryota, Metazoa, Chordata, Mammalia, Primates, Hominidae. The record is from RefSeq and is a predicted model, not a curated record. Bases 4182 to 4601 code for a protein of 139 amino acids. The transcript has 5 exons.